CGCAGCAACAGCAGCAGAUGAAGCACGCGCUGCAGCAGUGCAUUGAUGCACAGAAAGACGAGCUGCACAGUUUAAGUCGGGACAUUUGGAGCAACCCCGAGCUCGCCGGAAACGAGACACAGGCGCACGACAGGCUGGUCCGCUUCUUCUCUCGGGACAAAACAUGGACGGUCGACAGUCACUACAAACUACCCACCGCAUUCCGGGCCGUGUGGGAUCCGGUCGGUGGCCGCGAGCGAGCACUGAACGUGGGCUUCCUCUGCGAGUACGACGCGCUUCCGGGUAUCGGACACGCUUGCGGGCACAACCUGAUAGCGGAGGUGGGAGCUGCAGCCGCUCUGGGGCUGAAAGCUGCUUUAGAGAACCAGAGUGAACUCCUUCAACCAGUUAAGAUAACAGUAUUGGGAACUCCUUCGGAGGAGGCUACAGGAGGAAAGAUUGACCUGAUCAAGGCAGGAGCGUUCACUGACAUGGACCUGGUCUUCAUGGCUCACCCCGCUCAGCAAGAUGCUCCAUUCCUUCCCGGUGUCGCUCUCGAUGAGGUGAUAGUGAAGUACUAUGGGAAAGCGUCUCAUGCUUCUGCAUACCCUUGGGAGGGAGUGAACGCCCUGGAUGCUGCUGUGCUGGCCUACAACAACCUCUCUGCACUCAGACAGCAACUCAAACCAGAGUGGAGGCUUCACGGCAUCAUCAAACAUGGAGGGGAGAAGCCCAACAUUAUCCCUGCCUACACAGAGUUGGAGUAUUAUCUGCGCACGCCGCUGGUGAAGGAUCUUUUUGACCUGAAGGCCAAGGCUGAGGCUUGCUUCAGGGCAGCUGCUGUUGCCACCGGCUGCCAAGUGGAGAUAAUCUACCCAUGCAAUUCCUACUAUAACAUUCUGCCUAUUGCCACGCUAGCAAACCUGUAUAAAAAUAACGGAGAAGCUUUGGGGAUUCAGUUUCCAGAGCAGCCAAACAAUUUUUCUGGUUCUACAGACUUUGGCAACGUAUCAUACGUAGUCCCCGGUAUCCAUCCUUUCUUCUACAUCUGCACUGAUGCGCUAAACCACACUGAGGAGUACGCUGUAGCAGCAGGAGCUGAAAAGGCCCAGUUGUACACCCUGAGGACGGCCAAAGCCCUGGCUAUGACAGCUGUGGAUGUAGUGUGCUCCCCCGAUCUGCUGCAGAAAGUGAGAGAGGACUUCAGCCAAGCCAAACUGAAACAGGGGAAACACCUGGAAGGCACGGAUACAUCUUUGACGGCUCCAUAAAUACAAUAAUAUGAAUAACAGUUGUAGAAAAUAGUUGUUCAGGGUUGUGUUGGGCUUUAAGUAGAUUCCUAUACAUAGUAUGGUUACUUUUGAAGGAAAGACCUUAAAGAAAUAUAUGAAUAAUACUAAUAAUAAUUGUAUUAAGGACACCACAAAGAGAAGAUGUAAGGACCUACUAAAUAAAAUCAAAUAAUAUAGAAGAAAUACAUUCAAAUAGAGUACUGAAAACUAGUAAUACUUAGCAAUACAUAAGCAGAUUCCAAAAUAAAAAUUAGGAAACUGCACCCACCUUUAUAAGGUUUAUUCCUACUAGACUAGAUCUGAUGCUUGUCGAGGUUCGAAACCAGCAUGGGUACCUUUUCUUUUAGGGCCAGGACCUGGAAAAAGUGACCUUUUGAAAUCUAAGGGUUAGGGUUAGAAAAUAUUAUAAAGAUAAUAAUUUGCCAUCCGUCUAAUUGUUUUCGCAUUUAGCGCUAAUUAACAAAUGUUAUUAUGCUAAACUAAGAUGUGUUGAGGUUUAGCUCCAAGUACUCUCUGAGCCAAAACAGAUUGCUAUCAGGGCUGCCGACUUAGUUCUGUGGACUCUUUACUAUCUAUACAGUACAUCCAGAACCACAAUUCAGAUAAACCUAAAACGUCAUAAUCUUUAACCUUUUUGUACUGGCGAUUUGAUACACUGUUCAUAAUUGUACGAACAGUUUUUGUAGAGAAUGUAAGAAACACUUUUGAACGUAUCUCAUACAUGAACUCAGCAGAAAGGCCAUUGGUCUUUUCACUCCUUCAGAUUUCUCAGCAUGUUUUCACCAGCAGCACACAGGUCGACUCAAACGUUUGCUUCCCUUGAGCGCCUUUGAGUGGUCACAGAUGUGGUGGAAAAUCCAGUUCUGGACAUCUUUUUGGAUGCUUUAUUCUUUUCAUUUCUCUCUGCUGCAGGGAUUCAAGGAUAAUGGUGCACACAGUUUGAAUUGUCAGCUUGCCCUUGGUGAUGUUACUUGAACCAAAAAAGACAAGUACAAAAGAGAAAGAUGACACAUUCUUUAAAAAAAAAAAAAGAAUCAGAAAAUGGGCUUAAUGUAUUAUAGCCAAGUUUCAUCGACACCUCUCUACUUCAGAGGAUAUAUAUUUAUAUUCUGUAAUACCAUUAACUACUCACAUGUGAAAUAAGGGAUUUAUAUUAUGUGAUUUGGUAAUCAGCAAUAUCAGACCUGUGCUGCAGAGAGGAGAGGCAAUCCAAAGUCUAAUCACUGUGAAAGCUUGUCCUGCAGCGCUGUUUAAAUAUACUGUAAAGGAGAACAGGAUUAAAUUGGAUUAAAUUGUGAGACUGUAGAGGUUGUACCAGAAAAAUGUAGCCAAAUGCUUUAACUGUUUUGAGCAGAUUUUAAUUGAUGUCUUCAGAAGCAACAUUCAGAAAGAAGCGAUAUUCAGCCAUGCAGCAAAAUCCAUUUACAUCUAUGUAUUACACUGAGGAGAUUUAAAAUGUACAGUAUUGCGAUUGUGUUCUUCAGCACCUGUAAGCUCAUUAUCCAACAUGUUUCCCAUUGAUACAUCUUUUACCAGCGUUUGCUAUAAUAUCAGAUUUUGUUGUCAUAAAAUUGUCAUUAACCACCAAAACAUAAUUGAGUUUAUAGCUGAAAAAGACGAUAACACUAGCAACUAACAGGUCACUGUAACCUCAAAGCCUCACAACAUCAAACAGAGGAGAUGAGCUUCAGUUGUAUAAAAUAUUGAAGUAUGAAAUUAGUACAUUUAGUCAAUACCAUAAUUCAUGUUUGGGAUUUACUUAACAUACAUAUUAACAUUUGUGUUUUUAUUGACUGCAUUUUUUGCUCUUUUUCUUUAUAUUGAACUUUGUCGAAUUACAAAAAUGCACGACAGUAAGAAGCUUGACAGCAAAAUAAUUGCACUGAUACAAAGAUCACCAGAACAUUUAACACAUUCUGAAUCAAACUAACGUGCUGCAAAGGAAACACUUUAAAAUAAUCACAUUAUCAGGUUUUUAGAAGAAAAUUCAUUUUUUUUCUCAUCCAAGAGUUGAGAUUUUUACGACGAAGAAUGAUAUCUAGAAUAUAAUAACGACAAACCAACCUUGAAUAUUUUCAGUUUGCCAUUGAUUUUCACGUCUAAUUCAUAUACAAAAGAGAAUGAAUGUGUCAGUAAUCCGCUUCCAGUUCAUAUUUUCAUUAAAGAGUUGUUCUGGACAUCU
Messenger RNA from Trematomus bernacchii (emerald rockcod), 3453 nucleotides. RefSeq names its product peptidase M20 domain-containing protein 2-like. Gene Ontology annotation, molecular function: dipeptidase activity. The record is from RefSeq and is a predicted model, not a curated record. The transcript has 7 exons. NCBI's taxonomy places the organism in Eukaryota, Metazoa, Chordata, Actinopteri, Perciformes, Nototheniidae. Bases 18 to 1250 code for a protein of 410 amino acids.